Messenger RNA from Amphiprion ocellaris (clown anemonefish), 2211 nucleotides. RefSeq names its product cystinosin, lysosomal cystine transporter (gene ctns). Bases 754 to 1932 code for a protein of 392 amino acids. The transcript has 11 exons. The record is from RefSeq and is a predicted model, not a curated record. Gene Ontology annotation, molecular function: L-cystine transmembrane transporter activity. Gene Ontology annotation, biological process: L-cystine transport. Gene Ontology annotation, cellular component: lysosomal membrane. NCBI's taxonomy places the organism in Eukaryota, Metazoa, Chordata, Actinopteri, Pomacentridae.
AGCAAAUGCUUUCUAAAACUGAGCUAUUUGCAGGCUAACGCUGUUUUGUGAACGAGUUACUGUGUUAAUGUAGUUCUGUAAACUUGAUGGGCUCAGGUCUUUUGCUCAAACGUUAGGCUGAGGAUUUGGAAACUUAAAUUGAAUUUGGCUUUCUGGACGGAAAAUGAACAUAGGAAAUCUUUUGGCGAUCAUAGCUUGUAUUUCCACAUACUACUGUAUUAAUACAGAUUUGCAUGGAGGUGAUCAGUCUGUAGCCUGCCGAGGUGUUCCUGCAGCCCAGGUGGCUUUGAUAGUGGCCUUAGCACAUCUGUAUUUUUGGGUCGGUGUUUCGCAUCUCAUCAUCUCUCGUUGACUUUGCAUUUGAUACUUGGACCAGCAGCAGCAGAGGACAUGACACCCGAAAUCAUUACUGACUGUGGAAACUUCACAUUGGACCUGAAACAGCCUGGAUUCUGUGCCUUUCCACUCUUCCUCCAGACUCAAGGAAGUUGAUUUCCAAAUGAUAUGCAAAAUUUACUUUAACCUGAAAAGAGGAUUUUAGACCAAUGGACAACAGUCCACUUCUUUCACUAACUUUUUGAGAUGCACUUGUAUGUGAGCAAAUGCACCUUUAGCAAACAAGACUAAUCAAAAGCUGUCUAAAGAGGAGUAGGCCUUUGCAAAGCAGGUAGUUUGACUUGUCAUGGUAGGAAAAACAGUAAUGGUGUAUGACAAUGGAAAAACCUAAAUUUAGUGAAAUCAAGAAGGAAGUGGAUGAAAGGAGGUUACCAUCAUUUGGCAGAGAUGGCUGGUCUAAGCAUGGCAAAGAGAUGGCUACCUGCUCAACUGUUGGUCCUGUGGAUUAUGACCAACAUCUCUGAGCCAAGAGUGUGCUUGUUUGCUCCUGAUGCUGUCACACUGGAGAAAAACUCUGAAGCCAACAUCACUAUUACUUCCAGUUCAGCUGUCAACCAGUCAGCUGUGAUUGCAUUAAAUGUAACCUACAGCUCCAAGCAGAACUACUCAUCUAUAAUCACAUUGCCUGAGCAGGUGUUGCUGCCAGCAGAGGCUACCUCAGUCAGUUUCAAUGUGACAGCUCAUGUUGUCGGUCAGGUGACCACAUACCUGCUUAGCAACAACACAGAACUCAACAGUUUGCCUGUCAGAAUCCGCUUCAUAGUCGUCCACAGCAACAUUCUGUCAAUAUUCAGUCAAGUGAUUGGAUGGAUUUACUUUCUGGCCUGGUCGGUGUCUUUCUAUCCACAAGCUUGGGAAAACUGGAGCAGGAAAAGUGUUGUAGGUCUCAACUUUGACUUCCUCGCUCUCAACCUAACAGGAUUCAUUGCUUACAGUGUCUUUAACAUAGGGCUGUUCUGGGUACCUUAUAUAAAGGAAGAGUUUCUGAAGAGGAACCCAAAUGGAAUCAACCCUGUCAAUGCUAAUGAUGUUUUCUUCAGUCUCCAUGCUGUCCUGCUGUGUUUGGUUUACAUCAGCCAAGCUGUUAUUUAUGAGAGGGGGAAUCAGAGAGUCUCGUGGAUGGCCUUGUUCUUGUUGCUGAUUGGCUGGACAUUUGCUUUGAUCAGCUUAUUUCUUGCUGUAGCCAAACAAAUCACCUGGUUGGACUACCUUUACUACUUCUCCUAUAUUAAACUAGCAGUCACUCUGAUCAAAUAUGUGCCACAGGCAUACAUGAACUACAGUAGACAGAGUACUGAAGGAUGGAGUAUUGGUAAUGUGUUGCUGGACUUCACUGGUGGAACCCUCAGUAUUCUACAGAUGAUCUUACAGUCUUACAACAAUGAUGAGUGGAAGCUGGUGUUUGGUGAUCCUACAAAGUUUGGUCUGGGUCUCUUCUCUGUGGUAUUUGACAUCCUCUUCAUGAUUCAGCACUAUUGUCUCUAUAGAUGCCCCCCUCCUCAGUAUGAGGCUGUUGCAGAGCAACAACAAGACUGAUGCUGACUCGUUGCUCUGAUACAAGGGAGCAUGUCUUCCCAAAUAUUAAAGGGACUGAAGCUACUGAAGAAAGGUUGUCCAGAGCAGGGUUUCCAUGUCUGAUUUCGAUGCAGCAGCUAAGAGCUCACGUUUUGUUUCUCAGAAUCAGCACCUGUCUUUUGUCUUUUUUUUUUUUUGAGUAAAUGUAUGAAUACUUUGUUUGGUAUUGGACAAGAAAAACUGAGUGCCUGUAAAAAAAAAAAAAAAAAAAAUCUAAUAAAAAAAAAGACUGCAAAGUAA